UCAGCGGCGGAAAGAAACAGUUCGGACGCCGCCUGUGAGGAAGAACGAACGCUGAGUAAUGAUGGAGCUGGACAAAAUACAGCCCAACAAACUGGACGACUUCAUUAAAAAUAACUUGCAGCCAUGCGGGUUUAAUGUCGAGGUGAGGGAAGCCGUGAAUAGGAUCUGCGAGUUUUUAAGAAAUCAGUGUUUCACCAAACAACCCAACGUUAAGGUGAUCAGAGCCGUUAAGGGUGGAUCUUCAGGAAAAGGAACAGCUUUAAAAAACAGCUCGGAUGCAGAUAUCGUCGUCUUUCUCAGUUGCUUCACGAGUUUCCAGCUCCAGAGAGACACCAGGCAUGAAAUUCUUGAGGAAAUUCAGACAAUGCUGGAUAAAUGUUCUAAAAGCCUUGCAUAUUCAGUCAAUAAUAUCAACGUCAACAUCAUAAAGCAAAGUAUCACAUCGCCAAAAUCUUUAAGCUUUGAGCUGCAAUCAAGGAAGAGUUCUGAGAGUGUGUCAUUUGAUGUUUUGCCAACCUAUGAUGUAUUAACACCACAGUAUAAUACAAGCGAAGCACAUCUCGAACUAAUCCAAUUUGCAAACCAUAAUGAGAUCACAGAAGGAGAAUUCUCUGCUUGUUUUACUGAACUUCAGAGAAGAUUUGUGAAACGGCAGUUUCCAAAGGUUAAAGACUUAAUUCGCCUGCUGAAAUAUUGGUACAAGGAGUUUGUCAAACCACGGAAAUCAGAGCUGAGAAAUGGAGCACGACUGCCUGCAAAGUAUGCCUUAGAAUUAUUGACCAUUUAUGCCUGGGAGGAAGGUAAUCACAAAGAGAGAUUUGACAUGGCUGAAGGGUUCUGCACAGUCCUGGAAUUGAUCUGCAGAUAUCAGGAACUGUGCAUCUACUGGACUGACUACUAUGAUGUCAAUAAUGAAGAUUUGGUGAAGUUCUUAAUCAAGAAACUCCACAACAGAAGACCAAUCAUUCUUGACCCAGCUGAUCCAACUGGAAAUGUGGCUUCAUCAGAUGGUUGGAGUGUGAUGGAAGAUGAGGCCAGGAAAUGGCUAGGGAUGCCUUGUGUCUCUAAUGUUGAGGCAUGGGUCGUCGAGCCAGUGAAGACAUUUGGAGUCACGGUGACGGCCCUGGAUGGUAACCAGUUUCAGCAAAAUGCCAGCAUUUACAGUAAGGUCUCUCAGAUCAAACACAGCAUCCAGAAAGAGUGGAACAUCCCAGCUUUACAGCAACGCCUGCUAUUCGAAGACACCAUUCUGAAUGAUCAGAAAACCUUGCUGGAUUCCAAGAUCUUCUUUGAUGCAAAAAUCCAGCUGCUCACCCUGGGUGUAAUGGAGAUAUUUGUCAGAAAAGAUGGACGUGACCAGACGAUCCAGGUUUUGCCAGAUGACCAGGUUUCAAGUUUAAAAGAUAAAAUUGAAUCCCUGCAGCGAAUCCAGCGAAGCCAGUACUACUUAACCUUUCAAUCAACACCGCUUGAAGAUGCACGUACACUGAAAUCUUAUGGCAUUAAGCACCAUUCUACCAUCCUUGUCAACCUGAGAUUGCGUGGUGGCACUGAGAUUCAACUUCCUAAUACAGUGGAUCCUAACUGAACAGUUUGAAAAUCAAUGGCAGUGAUAAAGACCUGAAUUAGUUUUUUCAUUUAAGGUACCUUUGGUUAAUUACUUUAGUUGAAUCAGUGUUAACUGUAACUGAUGUGAGGCAGGAACUCUUGAAACACAUCACAUAUUGUGUUCUUUCUGAUGCAACUUAUCCCAAGUUAGCAAACGUGACCAAUAUCUGAUAAUGGAACUGGGGUGAUUGGGAAGCUCGGAUGAUUUAUGCAUCGUGGGUACCUUGUCAGUGCACAAUCCCCACCCCCUCGGACCUCAUCAGACCCACGUGGACACUUCUCCCACAGUGCACUUUAAACUCUGGCAAACCCUAUGCUUGUCCACAACUCUCUUGCACCACACACGGACAAAGUGAAUAGCCGUGCCUAUUGAUCUUUGAAUCCAUUUAAUUAUUAUGCUUUUUUCUCAAGGCUCUUCUCUUAAGCGUCAUAAACAUAAUGACUUGAAUCGAGUAAAAGAAUUUUUUUGUGAAACCACAUCGGUACAACAUGAGAAAUGGCAGCCAUUGGCUAUAUGUCAGGGAAGAAACUGCUGGAAUUAUCUGAAUAAUAAUAACUUAAUAUGAUGUAAAUUCUCUUUUGUACUGUGUGAAAUUCAGCUGUCAAUAAAAAAGCUGUUUUAAUGUU
Molecule: messenger RNA, 2235 nt
Organism: Hypanus sabinus (Atlantic stingray)
Lineage: Eukaryota; Metazoa; Chordata; Chondrichthyes; Myliobatiformes; Dasyatidae
Product: 2'-5'-oligoadenylate synthase 1-like
Exons: 6
Coding region: 59-1588 (509 amino acids)
Biological process (GO): regulation of ribonuclease activity; defense response to virus; negative regulation of viral genome replication
Cellular component (GO): nucleoplasm; membrane; cytosol
Molecular function (GO): protein binding; 2'-5'-oligoadenylate synthetase activity; double-stranded RNA binding
Source: RefSeq, a predicted model, not a curated record